GUCCGUGGCCAGCUCGCUUUCGCUUUCCGCGGGACCUACUCCGUAGAGGUCGUAGGUGUAGAGGAUGGCUCGUCUGCGGUUGGGCUAUACCAAAUCCCGUACCGGGUGCCUUCGAUGCAAGCAGCGAAGGGUCAAGUGCGAUGAAACCAAACCGUCAUGCAGAGCCUGUCUGAGACAUGGCAUCGAGUGCAGCCUUUCCACGCAGCCGCAGAGUGCCACUGCCUCCUCGCCAUCGACUUUAGGGCCCAGCGCAUCAGCCAGCCCGUCACCAGGCCCGCGCUCGGGAACAGGACGGCGGGGCAAGCCGCAGCCGGUCCUCCUCAAGCCAAAGUCCGAGCCGCAUCUUUCCCCGUCGGACGCGCCGGGAGAUCAUGACGCAGCGGUGGCGGCGCAACACGCGACAUCGCCCACAAAUGGGUCAGCAGUCGCACAGGCGACUUCGCCGUCGGUGCACUCGCCAGAUCCGUUCCCCUAUCUGACAAGGCUCGUCACCGGCCCGCCCGAGGAGGACACGGCCAACUGGGUGUUUGAUCUCGAGCUGCUCCACCACUUCACGUCGUCGGCAUUCCGGACGCUCAUGCUCAGCCCGACCAAGGAUGAGCAAACCGACUGGCUCUGGCAGAACGAGAUCCCCAAGCAGGGCUUCGUGCACGUCUACCUGCUGCACCAGAUCCUGGCCAUCUCGUCGUACCACCUCGCGCACCUGCAUCCGGAGAACCGCCAUGCCUACACGCUGCGCGCGUCGCAGCACCUGAACGCGGGCAUCCGCCGCAUGCGCACCGCGCUGAGCAACAUCACGCCGACCAACUGCCAUGCGCUCUUCACCGCGUCGGCGCUGCUCUUCAUCGGGUCGCUGGCCGCGUGGUCGACGAGCGGCACCAAGGCCGCCAACGGCCCGACGCUGGACGACCUCGUGGACGUGCUGAUCCUGGUCAAGGGGAUCGGCAGCGUGCUGGACUCGUCGCAGGAGCUGCUGCGGUCGGGCCCGCUGUCGGCGCUGUUCUUCCAGCAGGCCGGCGCCGAGCCGCAGGCGAACCCGGCGCUGGACCGCGUGGAGCUCGCCGUGGGCGACUUCCUGGUGGAGAUCGCCGAGACCGAGACCGACGACCGCGUGCGCGCCGUCAUCCACGGCGCCGCCUACCGCUUCGUGUCGGUCAUCCGCGACGCGCUGCACAAGGCGCCCAUCGCCGAGUACCGCGUGCUGCUGGCCUGGCCCAUCCACAUGUCGGACGGGCUGAUCCCGCUGCUGCGCCAGCGCAACCAGGCCGCCCUGGCCCUGCUGUCGUACUACUGUGUCGUGCUGCACUCGGCCGCCCUGCAGGGCUACUGGUUCAUGCAAGGCUGGGCGCCGGGCGUCAUCCGCGACAUUGCCGCCUCGGCCACCGGUCCCUUCAAGCGCCACUCGGCCUGGGCGCUUGGUUGGAUCGCCGGGCACAACAUGUGCAUGGGCUGACCGCUUUCGCGUUGGAGAACCCCCUGGGGUGAAGGUUUGGUGCUGACGCCGCGCAGCAUCCAGCACCUCCGCGGGACAGGUCAAUCUAGUGGUGUCGUUGUUCUUCCGAGGACAACCACGCUGCGGGAGCAUUUACAAGAUCAUUGCUCCCCUCAUCCUCCAGCAGCUACCUCCCCGAGUCUUCCCACCCACCCCGUACAUCUCUACGGCACCACUCUCCCGGGCCAAGGUCUUGCCCGGUCAACAUUAGGUGCUGCCGCACAGUUUAACAGGCAUCAUAGUGACCCGGGUCCAAACCUAACAUAUAUCACUAGCUACCUACAACGCAAGACAUUUUACUACCAGUAUCCA
Molecule: messenger RNA, 1804 nt
Organism: Chaetomium strumarium
Lineage: Eukaryota; Fungi; Ascomycota; Sordariomycetes; Sordariales; Chaetomiaceae
Exons: 2
Coding region: 65-1453 (462 amino acids)
Biological process (GO): regulation of transcription by RNA polymerase II
Molecular function (GO): DNA-binding transcription activator activity, RNA polymerase II-specific; zinc ion binding
Source: RefSeq, a predicted model, not a curated record